AUGGAGAAAAGGGAUGUAUUUUCUUGGAAUGUGUUGGUGGGUGGGUAUGCAAAAGCAGGGUUUUUAGAUGAGGCAUUGGAUUUGUAUUAUAGGAUGUUGUGGGUUGGUAUUAAGCCUGAUGUGUAUACUUUUCCUUGUGUUUUGAGGACUUGUGGUGGUGUACCGGACUUGAUUAGGGGAAGGGAGGUUCAUAUGCAUGUGUUAAGAUUUGGGUUUGAGUCAGAUGUGGAUGUGGUGAAUGCAUUGAUUACCAUGUAUGUGAAAUGUGGUGAUGUUCAAAGUGCACAGUUAGUGUUUGCUCUUUGUGAAAACAUGGAAGAAAUGGAGCAAAAAUUGAAGGACCUUAACAUAAAGUACAAAAAGAGAACAGUGGAGGAUGUAGAAAACUGGACAAAGAUUGAUAAACUUUGCUUUAAUGACCCGAGUGGGUUCAUGAUUGAGAUAUGUAAUUGUGAGAAUCUCAAGCUUGUUCCAGCAGGUUCAUUAGGCAAAAUAAAGCUUCCAGAUGAUAGACACAAUCCACCUGUUGAAUUGGAAAAUAGUGAUGAUACAAAAUAA
Molecule: messenger RNA, 558 nt
Organism: Quercus lobata
Lineage: Eukaryota; Viridiplantae; Streptophyta; Magnoliopsida; Fagales; Fagaceae
Product: pentatricopeptide repeat-containing protein At1g15510, chloroplastic-like
Exons: 2
Coding region: 1-558 (185 amino acids)
Biological process (GO): RNA modification
Molecular function (GO): protein binding; RNA binding
Source: RefSeq, a predicted model, not a curated record